Cheilinus undulatus (humphead wrasse) is the source of this 633-nucleotide messenger RNA. It is a transcript of the gene med9, whose product is annotated as mediator complex subunit 9. Bases 29 to 328 code for a protein of 99 amino acids. The transcript is spliced from 2 exons. The record is from RefSeq and is a predicted model, not a curated record. NCBI's taxonomy places the organism in Eukaryota, Metazoa, Chordata, Actinopteri, Labriformes, Labridae. Gene Ontology annotation, cellular component: mediator complex. Gene Ontology annotation, biological process: regulation of transcription by RNA polymerase II. Gene Ontology annotation, molecular function: transcription coregulator activity.
CCUCCUGCGCCGCGGAGCAGAAGGCAUCAUGGCGGUGGCUCAACCGAAGCUAGAGAAAGAAGGCGAAGACUGCUCUUUGCUGCCUUUAGUCCACGACAUUAUAAAAUGCAUGGACAAGGACAGCCAGGAUGUCCACCAAGAACUGGCCAAGCUGAAGUCGAGGAUCCAGGAGGCUCGGGAGCAGAUCUCCAACAUGCCCGGGAUAGACAGCAGUCCACAGGAGCAGCAGCAGCAGCUGGCCACUCUGAGGGAGCAGGUCCGCACUAAGAACCAGCUUCUGCAGAAAUACAAAAGUCUGUGCAUGUUUGAGGUCCCCAAAGCAUCAUGAAACUGGUGGAUUUAUUACUGCUGUGAUGGAGGACGCUCAAUCCUUCCUUAAUCAGGAGGGAUGAUUUGUUUUAAAGCUGACUUAUGGAGACGAUUCAAGAGUAUGGGGGACAUGUAAAUAUGCACAAGGACUUAUUUUCCCUCUGUUGCACUGCAUUGCAAGACAGUGUUACCUUUGAGAUGUGAUAUUUUGUUUGCAAGAAUGGACAUUUGUUCUUGUAGCAUUUGUUUAACAGAUGUUUUCAAAAAUGUGUUCUUUUGAUGCAUUUUAAGAUCUGAUUUAUAAUAAAAUGAUGUCAUUUAGAA